Molecule: messenger RNA, 2617 nt
Organism: Microplitis mediator
Lineage: Eukaryota; Metazoa; Arthropoda; Insecta; Hymenoptera; Braconidae
Product: TBC domain-containing protein kinase-like protein
Exons: 5
Coding region: 67-2529 (820 amino acids)
Biological process (GO): activation of GTPase activity; protein phosphorylation
Molecular function (GO): protein kinase activity; ATP binding; GTPase activator activity
Source: RefSeq, a predicted model, not a curated record
UCAUUUGUUGUUAUCUGUUUCCAUAACCUGGUUAUCAAAACAAAUAAAAAAGUGAGUGAGUUAAAAAUGUGCCCCGCGAUAUUAGACAACGAGGAGCGUAGUCUCGGGGGUAUGACUUUUUUCGCCCAAAGUCACCCAACAGAACUCUGUGGUAGCAAUGGACUGCCCGUAACCCCAAAUUCCAUAACAAUUUACGGUAAAUCGCAAUUUCUAAAGACAAUUCGUCACCAAAAUUUGUCGUCGUACCUCGAUAUAGUCCGCGGUAAACACGAACGGACGAUUGUGGUCGCGGAAUACACAGGGGCGCCAUUGUCCGGUCACAUAACCAACGAAAAUUUAACUUGGGCCACUAUUAAGUACAUCGCGUACCAAUGCCUGUCCGCACUGACCCACAUCCACGACCUGGGUCUGACCCACCGGCACCUGAGUCCCGAAAAUAUUCUGAUUACCAAAAAUCACGACAUAAAACUUUACAACUACGGGCUCUACUUCAUGACCGAUUACGGCCGGAAUGUGAGUUUCCCUAUCGGGUACCCCAAGUACACGGCGCCCGAGGUCUUUCUCCAUGACCAGACGGUGGUCAGUAGUCCCAAAGUCGACAGUUGGUCCAUCGGCAUGAUCAUUGCCGAGCUACUGCUCAAAAAGUCCUUGUGGCCAAACCUAAAACUGGCCCAGUGCCUGUGGAAGCUUCUGAGUCUCCUUCAGUCCGAAAACGGAAUCUUUGAACGGCUGGCCCGUGAGUGUGACUCCCAUGAUAUUUACAAAUCAAUACCCCAAGAUCUGCGGCAAUUCGUAGAGGCCGCACUGGAGGUUAAUCCGUCGAAACGUUUGGGCGCCAAGGAACUUUUGAAUCUCCCGCUUUUCAAAGACUUGAGGUCAGGGGACGCUGCAGAUGAUGACGAGUUCAUAGACGUGGUUACACGCAAAAUGGACGACUAUUACUAUCUAUGGCAACUCGCUGGUGGCGACAUGACAGUCGAGUUAAAAAAACAGGGACUCAUUAGAUCACGACCGCCCAUUUUGUCGAUACCGAAUUUGAUUAUUUUGCUGGGUCAGAUGUUCGGUCGGCGGGACACCGCGGGUCUGCUGGACCUACGGGUGGUAAAAGUCCCCCUGGAUACUUUGAAACAGCGACUGUACCACGUGCCCUACAUAGCGAACUGCCCGAAAUUGAUGACCGAAGCUGACCUUAAGCUACAGGACGAAUUGACCAGUUCGACUUCUAAGCUUCCGCUGAUCAUCCGCGAGAGGGAUACCGAGUAUCAGUUUUAUAGGUUAGUUUUGUAUGAGAGACUUCUGCAGGGGUACCCGGUAACACGGACGGCCAUUUUGAGAGAAGCUCACAAGGACAUUCCGCCACCGGUCAGGGGUAAAGUUUGGGCGGCUUUGCUGGGAGUUGUUGGGGACAUUCAGAAGAGGUAUGAAAAAAUUGACAAGGAAACCCCGACCCACACUGACAGGCAGAUUGAGGUCGACAUUCCUAGAUGUCACCAGUACAGUGAGCUGCUGUCCUCUGGCGCGGGUCAUGAGAGACUACAGAGGCUACUGAAGGCCUGGGUUAGGAAUAAUCCGCAGUACGUCUAUUGGCAGGGACUCGACUCACUCACGGCGCCAUUUUUGUAUUUGAAUUUUAACAACGAGGCGAGGGCGUUCGCGUGCCUGGAAGCUUUUGUGCCCAAAUACUUGCAUCAGUUCUUCCUGAAGGACAACAGUAAGGUCAUUCAGGAAUACCUGGGAAAGUUUUCGCAGAUCAUUGGGUUCCAUGAUCCGAAACUGGCCAAUCAUUUGAAGGGAAUCAAUUUUGUGCCGGAAUUAUUCGCGAUUCCUUGGUUUCUUACCAUGUUUUCACAUGUAUUUCCGUUGCAUAAAAUUCUUCACUUAUGGGACAAAUUAUUACUAGGAGACUCAUCAUUUCCUUUGAUGGUCGGCCUGGCAAUUUUGAAGCAACUGAGAGAUUCGUUACUGACCUCCGGUUUCAACGAAUGCAUUUUAUUAUUCUCAGACUUACCGGAAAUAGACAUUGAAUUAUGUGUCAAAGAUUCGAUGGAUAUGUACAAUAAUACACCUACUAGUAUUACUUACCGUAAAUAUCAGUAUGACCAAUCAAAAGCGAAUAAUUGGAAGGAGCCAGAAAACGGAACUGAAAAUAUGCCGAGGAUCAGUAUCGAUGAUUUUAUGUAUUACUAUGACAAUAAACGUGACAAAUUAAUAGUAGUUGAUAUCAGAAAUAAUAUACAAUAUGAGCGAGGAGCAGUGAAAGGAAGUAUAAAUAUACCAUUCACUAGUGUACAGUUGUCUCAUACGAGCAUAGAGACACUAGGAAGCCAAGCAAAAAUAUUAAUUGAUCAUGAAAAUAAUAAUCGGGUUGUGGUUAUUAUUGGUCCGCAUGAUCAAAAUAAUGCUUUGUUUGCCGAAUUUUUGAUAAAAUGUAACAUAGCAGGAGUAUGCUCUCUACAGGAUGGUAUUUAUGCCCUCAGAUCAAAGUGUCCAAAUAUUCUGGUAUCAAUACGUGACCAAAUAUUUGUAUAAAUUAAUUAUAUAUACAUAUAUAUUUAUAUAUUUUUAUAUAAAAUAUUUUAAUUGUAAAUUUAAAAAAUAUAAAUAAUUUUUCUUUUUA